Molecule: messenger RNA, 3344 nt
Organism: Oryzias latipes (Japanese medaka)
Lineage: Eukaryota; Metazoa; Chordata; Actinopteri; Beloniformes; Adrianichthyidae
Source: RefSeq, a predicted model, not a curated record
CACUCAUCCGAGAUUUCAUGGCUAAAAAGUUAGCUUCCAUACGUCAUGAAAACAAAACGCUUCUUCAUCAACGCUGCUUGACCUGGUUCAUUUGUAUCGAAUAUUCGAACUAUAUCAAAUGACUUUCACACAUUGAUAAGAGGCACAUAAAAGAAGUGCGGUCAUCAGAAUGCCCCCCGUGCGAUUUUAAAAGGAUUCAACAGAGAGACAAGAACAAUGAGACUAAAAACUACGCUGCAGAAGGAACCAAAACAUAAGGAUCUUGUAAGUUGUUUAGGUUGGACCACAGCCGAUGAGCUGUACUCAUGCAGUGAUGAUCAUCAGAUCCUCAAGUGGAACCUGGUGAACAAUGAAACCAAUGUGGUCGUCAAGCUGUCAGAGGACAUCUACCCCCUGGACAUGCACUGGUUCCCCAAAACUGUUGGUGGGAAGAGACAAACCCAAGCUGAAAUCUUUGUCCUCACCAGCACUGAUGGAAAGUUCCACCUGGUUUCCAAGAUGGGGCGCAUUGAGAAGAGUGUUGACGCUCACAAAGGUGCAGUCUUAGCAGGAAGAUGGAACUACGAUGGAACUGCUCUUGUUACAGCUGGAGAAGAUGGGCUAAUCAAGAUCUGGUCAAAAGUUGGGAUGCUGCGCUCAACUUUAGCCAACCAAGGGUCUCCUGUAUAUUCUGUGGCUUGGGGUCCAGACUCAGACAGAAUACUUUACACUUCAGGGGUGCAGCUAACCAUCAAGCCUCUCCAGCCAAGUGCCAAAGUCAUGCAGUGGAAGGCUCAUGACGGACUUGUUCUGAAGGUGGACUGGAACUCUGUCAACAGUCUCAUUCUGUCUGGUGGUGAAGAUUGUAAAUAUAAGGUAUGGGACAGCUUUGGGCGUCUGCUUCACUCAUCAAGCCCUCAUGACUACCCCGUCACCUCUUUGUCCUGGGCUCCAGAUGGUGAAAUGUUUGCUGUGGGCUCCUUCAACACCCUACGGCUCUGUGACAAGACGGGAUGGUCUUACGCAGUGGAGAAGCCUCACACAGGCAGUUUGUUCAGCUUAGCCUGGUCUGCAGACAGCACCCAACUGGCAGGGGCCUGCGGAAACGGACAUGUCAUCUUUGCCCAUGUACUGGAGCAGUGCUGGGAGUGGAAGAACUUUGUCAUCACUCUGACCAAGAGGAGAAGCAUGCAGGUGACAAAUGUGAUGAAUGAUGCAGUCGACAUAUUGGACUUCAGGGAUCCCGUCAUCAAAGCCUCACUAGCGUUUGCUCAUCUGGUGGUUGCUACUUCUCUGCAGUGCUACGUUUACAGCUCAAGAAACUGGAAUACUCCUCUCAUCUUUGACCUGAAGGAGGGAACAGUCAGCCUCAUCCUGCAGGCAGAGAAACAUUUCUUACUUGUGGAUGGAGCAGGCUUGUAUGUAUUCUCCUAUGAGGGUCGUCUGAUAUCCUCGCCUAAGUUCCUGGAUAUGAGAGCUGACAGUCUCAACGCUCAAGUCAUCUCACUUUGUGAUGACACGAUCGCCAUUCGGGACAACAGAGAUGAAAAAGUCAUCCUAUUCUUUGAUGUCCUGACUGGGAAAGCUGUCGGAGAUGGGAAUCCCUUAACUCACAAGCUGGAGGUGGUGGAAAUAGCUCUGGAUCAGUGUGGCCCAGCCACUGACAGGAAAAUUGCACUGAUAGAUAAAAACCGCGACCUUUACUUGGCCUCUGUGCGUCAUUUUGGGCGAGAAACCAAAAUCUGCAAAAUCGGCACUAUGGUGGACAAUAUAGCAUGGAAUGAUGCUGCGAACAUCCUUUGUGGAAUUCAAGACAAUCAGCUGACUGUGUGGUGUUACCCAAGUGUUGUCUUCACGGAUAAGGAACUUCUACCUAAAACGCUGCACAUACGAGACAGCAGUGAGUUCAACAGUGCGCCCCGCAUUCUGAACUUUUCAGGCACCAAAGUGACAUUGCGCCAGGGCGACGGUUCACUGGUGUACAGCAGUGUGCCGCCAUACAUUGCACUGCUGCAUGAAUACUGCAGCUCUGCACGCUGGGAGGAUGCACUGUGUUUGUGCCGGUUAGUCAAAGACCAGUCUUUAUGGGCAUGUCUUGCUAGUAUGGCAAUGGCAAACAGGGAACUGACCACAGCAGAAAUGGCCUAUGGGGCCAUUGGAGAGUUACCAAGAGUCGAGUACAUCAGCAUGAUCAAAGAGCAGCCUUCUAAGGAAUCGGCUUUGGCCCACAUGCUGCUGUUCAGUGGUCAGGUCCAGGAAGCUGAGUCAGCUCUCCUACAAGCUGGUCUCAUCUACCAGGCCAUACAAGUGAACAUCGACCUUUUCAACUGGGAGAGGGCGCUGGAGCUGGCAGUCAAACACAAAACCCAUGUGGACACCGUGCUGGCCCACAGAGAAAAGUUCCUACAGAAAUUUGGCAAAAAGGAGACCAAUAAGAGAUUCCUGCAUUACUCUGAAGGGGUUGAUGUGAAUUGGGAGAAUAUCCGGGCGAAGAUAGAAAUGGAGCUGUCUAAAGAGAGGGAGAAGGCUGCAAAUGCCUCUGUGAGGAGCAAUGGAGCCUCAUACCGUUGACUGUCAGUUUUGGUGGCUUUACAUGUACAUACCUAAGAGUUAUAUGAAAUAUUUUCCUGAAGUACCACGUCCACCAUAAAUUACAACUUCUUGAAACAAAAGAUGCUGAGAUGUAAAGAGGUCCAUGAGGAGCAUGUGACUGCUGCCCGACACGAAUCCUUGUGACCUCCCGUGUCCUGAAACCCAUUUAAGUGAGAGAUGAAAACACAUCUGAUACUUAACACAAAGUAUCUCAAAAUCCUUCUUAAAAGACUUUUUCAGGCAUACGGCCCAUCCUUCAGAGUUUUAUACAACUACUAUAUUAUUGAAAAAUGUCUGUAAGAUUACGAGCUUCCAUAUUAGCUGAAUUGCUCUUGUUAUAACUUGGCUUUGUUCUAGUAAUACUGGCUCAAACACCUGACUCAGUCGCCUCCCUUAAGUGUGCAGUCUGAUGACAUUUGCUGGGUCAUACCACCCUGCGAUGUGCUGCUUUAGUCUUAUUUCCACAUGCUCCGUUUCGGCUCUGCCCCAAUCCAAGAUCAAUUUACACCUAACUAGGCAAAAAACGUCAUGAUUGCAAAUAUGUCUGUGUCCAAUUUGUCCGCCACAGCCUGCUGUAAACACCCCCCCUCCCCCCAGUAUCUUUUUGCUGUGUCGCUCUGCUCAUGAUGGCACAUUCCACUCAGACAUACCUGUGAAUGGGAGGCUGGAACAAGUGUAUCAAUCUGAUGUUUUCCAGUAGUUAUAUAUGAAGUAUGUUUAUGCUGGAUUUUUCUAUAAACUUGAUAUAAACAGUCAAGAAUUUUCCGUUGUGU